GUGGUGCCUACAGCUGCGCGCGCCCUGCCCCUCUCUGCUGCUUUCCUUACUGACGUCGCUGCUGCGCACACAUGCAUAGUCAAAACAGCACCGACUCAACAUGUGAGCAGCCGGCCAGAACCCAUACUAACAGUAGUGGCUCAUUUCUUCAAUCCUCCCUUGAAUUAACCGGGUGCUGAUAUGUAACGCAUGGACCAUGGAUCGGAUCUGGACGCGGUGCCAAAUCCUGCUGCUGGUUCUGCGCGUUUACUCCACGAGUUCAACGCUCCCUGAGGAAGACGCGUCCUGCGAUGGAGCGUUUGAUAUUUAUUUUGUUUUGGACAGGUCGGGCAGUGUUUCUAAACACUGGAACGAGAUCUAUGGCUUCGUGGAGCAACUCACCAGCAGGUUUGUCAGCCCCAGGAUGAGGGUCUCCUACAUCGUCUUUUCAUCCAGUGCAUUUGUAAUACUCCCUGUAACAGGAGACAGGUCUAAAAUAGAGGAGGGUCUAAACGAGCUGAAACAAAUCAAACCUUCUGGUGAAACAUACAUGCACGAAGGCUUAAAAGCGGUGUCAGAACAGAUGAAGACCCAAACUUCACUGUCAUCCAGUAUCAUCAUUGUUCUGACUGAUGGCAAGCUGGACAUCUACCUGUAUGAAAUGAGUGUGAAGGAGGCUGACAAAGCCAGAGGAUUUGGAGCCAGAGUGUACUGUGUCGGGGUUAUGGGCUUUGAUCACAGACAGCUUGCUGAGAUAGCAGACGGCACAGAACAAGUGUUUCCGGUUCUUUCUGGAUUUCAUGCCCUCAAAGACAUUGUCAACACGGUCCUGAGACAGUCGUGCAGUGACGUGUUCACAAUAGAGCCGUCCAGCGUCUGUGUAAAUGAGUCUUUCGACGUAGUUUUAAAGGGGACCGGAUUUAGUGGAACCAAGAGGAUCGACAACCUUCUCUGCUCUCUCACUGCCAACCAAGUGACUUACUAUGAGAAGCCGACAGUUGUCCAAGACGGCUAUCUGCUGUGUCCAGCUCCUCGUCUGCAUGAGGUUGGACAAUCAGUUGAAGUGCUGAUUAGCCUGAACAAUGGACAGUCGUACAUCUCCGCUCCCAUCACCAUAUACGCCACCUCAUGCUCAGAUGGCAUCUGGGUGCUGUGGUUGCUGCUGGCUUUGUUGCUGUUACUGGCUCUUGGUUUAUUCUGGUGGUUCUGGCCUCUCUGCUGCACUGUGGUCAUCAGGGACCCUCCUCCCUCUCGUCCUCCUCCAUCGCCUCCUGUUUUUGAACCAGAAGAAGAUCCUCUGCCCAAACACAAGUGGCCUACAGUAGAUGCUUCGUACUACGGAGGCAGAGGUCCUGGAGGAAUCAGACGCAUGGAGGUGAGAUGGGGCCAGAAGGGAUCCACAGAUGAAGGGUCGCGACUGGAAAAAGCCAAAAAUGCCACAGUCACCAUGCCAGAGGAAGUGGAGGAACCCAUCAUUCCUCGGCCCCCGCCAAGACCUCCGCCUGUUCACAACUCCCCGACCCAAACCAAAUGGUACACUCCCAUCAAGGGGCGUAUUGAUGCACUGAUGGCAUUACUGAGAAGGCAGUACGACAGAGUGGCAAUCAUGAGGCCAACACCUCAGGACAAGGGCCGCUGCAUCAACUUCACCAGAGUUCGUUCUCGCUGAGGUGGAUCAGCUUUCACUCUCUAGUCUAGUUUUUUUUCGCCAAAGAUCACCAACACCUACUUCCAGAAGUUAAUGUCUAAAUUUCUGUGUAUUGUAAAUAAACGUCUUGAUAGUUAAA
Messenger RNA from Xiphophorus couchianus (Monterrey platyfish), 1766 nucleotides. RefSeq names its product ANTXR cell adhesion molecule 2b (gene antxr2b). Gene Ontology annotation, cellular component: plasma membrane; cell surface. Lineage: Eukaryota; Metazoa; Chordata; Actinopteri; Cyprinodontiformes; Poeciliidae. Gene Ontology annotation, molecular function: transmembrane signaling receptor activity. The record is from RefSeq and is a predicted model, not a curated record. The transcript is spliced from 17 exons. Bases 197 to 1648 code for a protein of 483 amino acids.